This is a messenger RNA of Pollicipes pollicipes, 3685 nucleotides long. RefSeq names its product peroxidase. The coding region runs from base 34 to 2766 and encodes 910 amino acids. Lineage: Eukaryota; Metazoa; Arthropoda; Thecostraca; Pollicipedomorpha; Pollicipedidae. The transcript is spliced from 2 exons. Gene Ontology annotation, biological process: response to oxidative stress. The record is from RefSeq and is a predicted model, not a curated record. Gene Ontology annotation, molecular function: heme binding; peroxidase activity.
GACAGUGUGCAGCGGCAGCCCUCCCGCCACGCCAUGCAGGUGUCCUGGGUGUUGUUGGUGGUCGCCUUGUGCGUCUACGCAAGCAGGGUCGACGCCCAAUGCGACUGCCGGCCACCAGCCCUCUGCCCUGGAGCGUACCGACAAGUGCCUGUGCAGCAGUGCUUCCUGCCGGGCCGAAGACUGGGUGUUUGCUGCGGCCAGCCAUCCAUCCCUACGUUCAGUGGCGGAGGCUUCCAGACGGGCCAGGGUGGUUUCAGCUUUGCAAAUGUAGGAGUGGGAGGCGUGGGGAUCAGCCUUGCGACAGGCAAUCUGCAACAGGCCAAGCCAUCGCGGAUCGGGGGAACGAGAGGCCCGGCCGGGCAAAGCGGGUGUGUUCCGUUGGUGCUGUGCCCGCCGGCGGCAGUCUCGCCCGGCUAUCUGCAGAGUAACGGCUGCCAGCUAGGCGACGGCUCCCUCGGCAUCUUCUGCACGUUCGCGGGGACGCAGUUGGCGGCCAGUGGUCUCCAGGGGCGGCAGCCAUCGGGCGGCGGCAAGUUCUCUUCGCUGGACCAACUGCGACCGCUGACGUCCGACGCAAUCGGCAGAGCCGGCGCGCCGCUCGCGCUGCGUGCGCCAACACAGCAGGCGCUGUUCACAGCGGGACAGGCUGGCCUCCAAGCGGUCAACACCCUCACCUCCACUACCUCCCAGCUGCUCAACUCCGGCCAGGUGCCCAACGUCAACAGCCCGACGGCACUGUUUUUCCUGAACGCGCAGUCUAGUGAUCUGGAACAGAACCUGGGAAUGCAGGGGUUGCAGUCGAUCAUGGCGCUGACCAACCUACAGAGUCAGGGGGGAGGCGGUGGUGGCGGCGGUGGCGGCGGCAUUUUUGGCGGUGGUGGUGGCGGCGGCGGUGGCGGCAGCGGCGGCAGCUUCUUCCCCACCACCGGUGCCGGACAAACCAGCUUCUUCCCCGCCACCGGUGCCGGACAAACCAGCUUCUCCCCCGCCACCGGUGCCGGACAAACGUCAGUCCAAGUACCGAACUGCACCCCCGAAGGGUCCAUUAGGUGCGACAACAGUAUUUACCGCACCCUAACCGGCGAGUGCAACAAUCUGCAGCGGCCGCGGCUCGGUCGAGCACUGACCGGUCUCAAGCGACUUCUCCCCAACACGUACGACGACAACCUGUUCGCCAUCCGAACGAGAGCAGUCCGCGGCGGCACACUGCCCAGUGCGCGGCUGGUGAGCGAGCGCGUGCUGGAUACGUUGUCCAACGAGCUUAAUGAUUUCACACUGUCGCUGAUGCAGUUCAGCCAGUUCGUCGACCACGAUAUGUCGCACGCACUGGUGUUCCGUCUUAAUUCUGGCAACGGCAUCGAGUGCUGCGAGAACAACGGUCAGACAUUCCCGACGGUUCCUCGGCACCCCCAGUGUAUCCCCAUCCCCAUUCCGGCCGAUGACCCGUUCUACAGCCAGUACGGCCAACGCUGCAUGAGUCUGGUGAGAUCCUUGCCGUCCCCGCUGUCGGACUGCAUCCCACGGGCUGUCAAUCCAUUAAACGAGCUCAGCUCCUUCCUGGACGCGUCCAACGUUUAUGGCAGCAAGCAGGAGGACCUGAAUGCGAUACGCGCCUUCCAGGGCGGCUUGAUGCUUACCAGCCAGGGUCAGCUGCUGCCAUUGACGGGCGCAAGUGUAUCGGACAGACCGUGUCGUGCUUCCAUCUGCUUCCGAGCCGGCGAGACGCGCGUGAACGAGCAGAGUGGUCUGGCCGUCAUGCACACGGUGUUCGUACGCGAGCACAACCGGAUCGCACGCGGGCUCAAGAACGUCCACCCCUUCUGGGACGACGAGCGCCUGUUCCAGAACGCCAGACGAAUUGUGGCGGCCGAAUGGCAGCACAUCCUCUACAACGAAUGGCUGCCGAUUGUCGUCGGCUUCGAUUAUGCCGAUGCGCACGGUCUUCUGCCUCUGCAGUCCGGAUUCUCCAACUAUUAUGACCCGAACAUAGAUCCCAGCAUCUCUAACUCGUUCGCUUCUGCUGCUUUCCGAUUCGGUCACAACAUGGUACGAGACAUGUAUGACCUGAUAGACGCCAACGGUCAGGUGUUCCGAACGGUCAACGUCUCCACGACCUUUUUUGAGCCGACUGUGGUGGCACAGAGCUUGGCGGGGCAUGCUCGCACCCUAGUCGCCAGACGUUCGGAAACUUCUGAUACAAACAUGGCACAUGCCGUGCACGAAAUGCUCUUCACUACCAAUUUCCGAUUUGGUUUAGACCUUCUCUCCCUGAACAUUCAGCGAGGUCGAGAUCACGGAACUCCAACGCAUGCCCAGGUGUUAGAGGCUUGUGGUAUUGCGAGGGUACAGUUCUGGGGCGACCUCAACCGUGUGAUGGACUCUCAGGUCAUUGACCGGCUGCGGUCUGUUUACGAUGAUCCACGAGACGUGGACCUUUUCAUCGGUGGGGCGAUAGAGCGGCGAGCCCCUGGCGCCCAGGUGGGACCCACCUUCCAGUGCCUGGUCGGGCAGCAGUUCUUCGACCUACGGUUUGGAGACCGUUUCUUCUACGACAACGGCGGCUUUGCGCACAGUUUCACACCCGCACAGCUGGCGGAGAUCAGGAAGAGUAGCUGGGCGCGAAUUAUGUGUGACACCCUCGGUCCUCAGUUUGGAAAUGACUUCACUAGGGUUCAGCCAUUAGGUUUUAUAACGACUCUUGGCCAGAACCAGGUAACUCAAUGCAAUUCACUGGCGAUUCCUACCGUUGACCUCGGGGUGUUCUAACGGGGUGAUGUACUGCACUGUUGCAAACUCUGUAAGCAUGAAAUCUCGUUUUGUAUGUCGUCGUUGAAGUCAUCAAAGUUAACAAUUUCUGAGCGCUGCUGAAAGAGUAUCUAAUCAGUGGAACUAUGGCAUGUGAUGCAGAGCAAGAAAUCCCAGCUUUCCUGAACCGUGAGUUAUUUGCAAGUGCUGUAAGGUGAAAAUUGUGAAUCUUAAGGGCCGAGAAAAGGUCGGUUUCUUCGCAUAGGCGGUUUCCUUGAAAUGCAUGUUUGGCCUAGCUCGUUUGGUUGCACCUAGGCAGCCAGAUGAGUUCAACUGGUUGUUUUACCUGCGACGCCAGAGGGAGCCAGGAAAGUGUUGCCACCAUGUUAUGCCGCGUGGUGCAAUGCGGCAUGACUCGAUUAUUAUUACAGGGAGUGUGAUGCGAGCCUCAAUCCGGUGGAAUGGCCCAUCGUUGGGAAUGAUAUUGCAGUAUGUUUUCAUUUCGCAGCCCAAGAGUGCCACUUUUCCUGACAGUGGUGGCUUCAGUAAGCAGUACAAGCGGAGACAGCUGUAUGAUCGGGUUGUCAUUUUAACACAUGCUUAAAGGCAUUUCGAAGUAUAUGUCGAAUAUACCCAGGUGUUUUUGGAUCGCUGUUUUGUUCUGUUAUCUGUGAAUGAAUAUCGUGCAGUUGUUCUCGCGUCAGAAAUGUUACAAGACUUUGUCAUUCUUUACACUGGAAUGCCCAUCUCUGAGGCUAACCCACACUGGCUGCGUUUAGUUGCACAACAUCACUGCGAAAGAUGGGACUGAACGGAACUCAACAGCAGUAACCUUGUAACCAAUGAAAUUUCGCAUAGCGCCCCUCACUGCAGCCUUGGUGCGAAACAGGACGGAGCGCCAGUUCUUCGCGGAUGGUUGGUGCAUAUCAUGCUGAUUAAA